AUGAAAGAAGCUGGCGGCGCCGGCGACCAGAGAAGCAGCAGCGGUGGAGGAGGAGGUGGGAGCAUGAGGAGUGCUGUUGAGAAGGAGAGGACAAAGCUGAGGGAAAGACAAAGAAGGUCCAUCACAACCAAGAUCUUCCACGGCCUCCGCAAGCACGGUGGCUACCCACUCUUCCCUCGGGCCGACAUCAACCAAGUCCUUCGCCACCUCGCUCAAGAAGCCGGCUGGAUCGUCGAGCCCGAUGGCACCACUUACCGCUCCGCCUCCACCAUUACUACCACUUCCAAUGUCUGCCCUCUUUGUGGCAACUCCAAGAAAAGCAGCUUCAUGGGUUCCGCCACCAUUGGAGAAUGUUCAACUACGGCCUCUCCUAGCCGUUUAACCACUGCCGGAGACUCCCUUUCUAAGCCCACCACCACCACCACUGAUAUAUACCGUGAUCAUCAUUCUCUGGUGGCGACGUACAUGUGCGGUGGUGGUGGUGAAAGGGGUGGUGGGACCCAUUAUAUGACGGCCGGAGCAGGGGAGAAUAAGCAGGGACAAGGACAGGUGGCUGCGGCGUGGUCGCCGUCGACGUACAUGGAGGUGCAGUGGAUGGAGGCCAGGGCUUCCAAUCAGAACACUCCAGCUGGGUCUCCACGACGUCGUACUUGA
This is a messenger RNA of Coffea eugenioides, 654 nucleotides long. Its product is annotated as beta-amylase 7-like. Gene Ontology annotation, biological process: brassinosteroid mediated signaling pathway; DNA-templated transcription. The record is from RefSeq and is a predicted model, not a curated record. Gene Ontology annotation, molecular function: DNA-binding transcription factor activity. The transcript has a single exon. Lineage: Eukaryota; Viridiplantae; Streptophyta; Magnoliopsida; Gentianales; Rubiaceae. Bases 1 to 654 code for a protein of 217 amino acids.